AUGGCUGAGCUGAUCAACCCCUCUCCAGUGGUGCACGAGCGCAAGGCCACCCGGCGACGACGAACGCCUUCCCACCCGGACAAUGCGGAGGAGCGGGAGCCUAUCGACUCCCUUGAGGUGUUCGAACACAUCCGCGACAUCACAGAUCCGGAGCACCCCUACACCCUGGAGCAGCUCAAUGUGGUGACCGAGGAGCAGGUGGAGGUGGACGAUGCGGCUGGCACGGUCAAGGUGCAGUUCACGCCCACCGUGGAGCACUGCAGCAUGGCCACGCUGAUCGGGCUGUGCAUACGCGUCAAGCUGCUGCGGGCGCUGCCGCCGCGGUUCAAGGCCGACAUCCUGCUGUCUCCAGGCAGCCACGCCAGCGAGGCGGCGGUGAACAAGCAGCUGAGCGACAAGGAGCGGGUGGCGGCGGCCCUGGAGAACCCCAACCUCACCCAGGCGCGCCUGCCUGCCGCCUGCUGCUGCACCGGUGCACACGCUGCUGCCUGCCUGUCCGCUGGCAUGGAAGACUGGGCUGCCAGCCUGCAGCAUUGA
This is a messenger RNA of Chlorella variabilis, 537 nucleotides long. RefSeq lists its product as hypothetical. Lineage: Eukaryota; Viridiplantae; Chlorophyta; Trebouxiophyceae; Chlorellales; Chlorellaceae. Gene Ontology annotation, biological process: iron-sulfur cluster assembly. The record is from RefSeq and is a predicted model, not a curated record. Bases 1 to 537 code for a protein of 178 amino acids. The transcript is spliced from 5 exons.